Molecule: messenger RNA, 321 nt
Organism: Caenorhabditis bovis
Lineage: Eukaryota; Metazoa; Nematoda; Chromadorea; Rhabditida; Rhabditidae
Source: the annotation of a GenBank genome assembly
AUGCGAAAUUUCUUGAUUCUGAUUUUGCUUCAACAAUGCGCCGCUGAAAUGCCGCUGGCUUGCUAUUACAAAUUUGGUGAGCCCGAUGUCUCAAAAAUUCCGGCAAAUUUGUGCAAUUUUGUCAUAUUGAUUGGCUCGGUGAGCUUAACCCAAGACGGGAGUCUUCUUGUGAAAUCGCGAGAUGAGAUGACGAAAUUCGCCGAUCUCAAAAAACUUGCAAAUCCACCGAAGCUUCUCAUUUGCAUGCUGGCUGAGAAUCCGAGAUUCUCAAAAAUGGCAAGGGCGAACCACCCCCUCCCACAAGUGAUUCUCAAUUUUUAG